AUGGAUUGGCUGCAUGGGAGUUUCCUGGGUUUUCUCAUGUGUGAUGUAGAUACUUACCAGUUUCCUUUAAAUCCUCCGCGAAGGCAUUCCUUCCCAUGGCAACCUUCGAGCUGUCUUGUCUUAAACUAUUUACCUAAGUUGAUGUGCCACUGCAACAAUAAAGGUCUUGCAAGGAAUAUUGACGAUUUGACUAGAGUUACAGCCUUACCUUUCCAGUAUUUACCACUAUUAACAGUGACUGAAGGAGCGCUUAAACAGGCUGGCAGAGUUAUCAGUAACAGAUCAUUUUUCCAAAAUCAAUUGGCAAGUGGUUUGAACAAAAGGCCUCUCUGUGUUUCACGCACUCCUCUACCUCCCAAUCUUGCCCCUCAUGAUCCUGUUACAAUCUCAGAUGUAUGUAGAACGGCCACACCUCUCAUCCCACCUAUUCCAGAACAUGAAGAUGGCGUCAGUUGGGUAACUGCAGCUUUCUUGCUCAUCAAUGCAGCUCUUGGUAUCGGAAUCCUCAAUUUUCCAGCAGCAUAUGACCAGGCUGGUGGAAUUGUUUCAGCUACUAUCACACAACUGGUAAUGCUAGUCUUAAUCAUAUUGACCAUGCUCAUUCUGGCGUAUUGCUCUGAUGUCAAUCUUGACGUCACUUACCAUGACGUACUGAUGUCUAUGUGUGGUCGCAAAGCCCAGAAGCUGGCUGCUCUGUCGAUCACGUGCACAUGUUACGGAGUCUGUGUAGCCAUAUUCAUCAUUAUCGGAGACCAAUUAGAUCGACUGUUUCUAGCGGCUUUUGGGUCCACAUUUUGUCAUCACUGGUACCUGGAGCGUCAUUUCACCAUUCCCGUGGCUGCAGUUCUGUUCAUUCUGCCUAUAUGUUACUUCAGAAGAGUAGACUUUCUGAGAUAUGCUGGCUCAUUAGGUAUAUUUGCAAUGUUGUAUCCAGUCUUUCUCACAGUUUAUGGAUACUUCAAACUAGAUAUAAAGAAUGUUCAGAUCAAAACUGAACCAGAUACUAUUUCCCAACUCCUCGUUUCUGUUCCUGUGUUGUGCUUUGCUUAUCAGUGCCAAGAAGUUGUGGUCCCUGUGUACUCCUGCAUGAAGAAUCGCACACUGGGAAACUUCACCAAGUCUUGCUGUCUGUCCAUGAGCUUUCUUAUCGUUAUUUAUUCCACUAUCGGUUGCUUCGGUUACCUGACUUUCGGGUCAGUGGUGACCCCGAACGUAAUGAAAAUGUACGAUGCUGAGGAUCCUGUAGUCAUGAUAGGCAUUGGUGCUCUGAUCGUGAAAAUGGUUGUCACUUAUCCUGUACUAGCACUAUGCGGAAGGGGUGCAGUAGAUGGCUUAUAUUCUGAAUUAUUCCGUUUAUCGGCGGCUGAUUUUGUUGAUGGUGAGAAAAGGAGACGAAUCAUCAUUGCAAGUGUUUGGUUCUGUACAUCUCUAGUAUUGGCCCUUUACACUAGUAACAUUGGAAUAGUUAUACACGCCUUAGGCUCCAUUUCGUCGGCAAAUAUCUUCAUUUAUCCAGGUAUCUGUUUAAUAAGAGUGAUAUUACAAACGGAUCCGAAACUGAAGGAUCUUAAAAGCUAUUUCCUCAUCGCUGCUGGUAUUCUAUUGGCUGCUAUCGGCGCUUUCUUCUUUGGCGUUAUCCUUGUGGACACCAUCUUGCACGGUAGUGGAAACAGUCCAAACGAAGUUCUGUGCUCCUGAAUUGUGAAAUAAAGGAUUUAUGAAUAUUUUUGGGAAAUCUUCGUGCAGCUAGAAGUAUUUCAGCGGUUUGAACGAACAUCCACGUUGUUUGGACUUCAGUCACGGAGGACUGAUUCUAAAGAAACAAUUACUAAACUUCAAAAUAUCAUUUUUUAAAAGUUUAACAUAAAAAUAUUUAAACAGAAUUUAUAAGAUAAAUACAUCAAUAAAAGCAAAGCAAGAUUUUGAAAAGAGGACUUACGUUCAUAAGACUGAUAAACUGUUUGUUCUUACAUGUCAUUUGUAUGAUUUCAAAAUAUCGUCUGAAUCAUCAUAGAAUUCUAGCUUUUAUCCAUCAAACUGGGUGGUGGAUUUAUCCAACCAAGCGAUACAUUUACGGUGUGUGUAAAUGAUAUGAAAUCUAAAAGCUUGCCGCACUUUAUGGCAGCAAUUCGUAGGCCUUGGUUCGUAAAUUAUGAGCAAGCUGCUGUUUAUAGUCGAAUUAUUCGUAAUACAAUUUUCUAAGCUCAAAUUUCUUACGCUUCAUGGAUAACCUAAGAAUGCACUGUUAAGUAUUCCUACUAUAAAUAUGUGAUUUUUGUGAUUGCACUCGUGAACAAUUAUUAUUUUUAAGAUUCUGAAUUUUCUCUUUACUAAAAGACGUUUUACAUACAUCUGCUGCUAUGUUAUUUUGUCGCGAGAAAAAUGCGAACAAUUUUUUUUCUAAGCUAUAUGCAAAGCUAUGGAAACUUCUAUUUGAAACCUGGAUUGUUAGUGUUUUACUUGUCAUCAUGUAGCCGGAAAUGAACAGUUGACCUGUUUAGUAUUCUGACUUUGAAUAAGGUACAGUAUCAUGGGAAGCUGGUAUUUCUGUGAUUUCGAUUAACAAAUCUUGUAUUUUAGAAUGCAAUCUCGUACAACUGCCAGUUGUUUUUAGAGAUGAUUAAAUGUUUUCAUCUCAAAAUCUUAACGUUAUUAAAUCUUUUCUAAAAACAUUA
Messenger RNA from Stegodyphus dumicola, 2675 nucleotides. RefSeq names its product sodium-coupled neutral amino acid transporter 7-like. Gene Ontology annotation, molecular function: L-amino acid transmembrane transporter activity. The record is from RefSeq and is a predicted model, not a curated record. Lineage: Eukaryota; Metazoa; Arthropoda; Arachnida; Araneae; Eresidae. Gene Ontology annotation, biological process: amino acid transmembrane transport. Gene Ontology annotation, cellular component: membrane.